Periophthalmus magnuspinnatus is the source of this 2765-nucleotide messenger RNA. RefSeq names its product syntaxin-7-like. Lineage: Eukaryota; Metazoa; Chordata; Actinopteri; Gobiiformes; Gobiidae. Gene Ontology annotation, biological process: intracellular protein transport; vesicle fusion; vesicle-mediated transport. The transcript is spliced from 10 exons. The coding region runs from base 61 to 849 and encodes 262 amino acids. The record is from RefSeq and is a predicted model, not a curated record. Gene Ontology annotation, cellular component: endomembrane system; synaptic vesicle; SNARE complex. Gene Ontology annotation, molecular function: SNARE binding; SNAP receptor activity.
GGGGCGUGGCGCACAAUCAGGAAGUCAAACUCCACCGCUGCUGCGCGACAAGCCGUCGUCAUGGCGUACCACGCUGGGUUUCCUAAUCCCAGCCCUUUGGUGAACGACAUCACCUCAAACAUCCAGAGACUCACCGUCCUCACCAAUGAGCUUCAGAGGGCGGUGUCUCUCGUUGGGACGGAGCAGGACGACAGUCAGCUCAGGAGCUCUAUGCAGCAGAAGCAGCAGCAGGGGAACUAUUUGGCCAAAGAAACAGACAAACAGAUCAAAGCCUUCGCUGCUCUGCCCCUGGGACCAGACCAGCGUCAGAGGAAACUUCAGAAAGAGCGUCUUUUGAACGACUUCUCUGCGGCUCUGAACAGUUUCCAGAAAACACAACGUCAGGCAGCGAGUAAAGAGCGAGAGUGCGUGGCCCGCGUCAGAGCGUCGUCCAGAGUGUCCACCGCCCACUCCGGGGGAGGCCACGACGAUGACUUCAGAAAUGUACCUGCUUUUUCAAGUGAGUUGCAGCUGCAAGCGGAGGUGGAGGCCAUAAGUGAAGAAGACCUGAGACUGAUCCAGGAGCGAGAGCAGGCCAUUAGACAACUGGAGUCGGACAUUGUCGACAUAAAUGACAUCUUCAAGGACCUGGGGGUGAUGGUGCAUGAGCAGGGAGAAAUGAUCGACAGUAUCGAGGCCAAUGUGGAGAGCACAGACCAGAACAUCCACAGAGGAAUGCAGCAGUUGGCCCGAGCGGCGGAGUAUCAGAGCAGCUCCCGGAAGAAGAUCUGCGUCUUGGUGACCAUCGCGGUGGUGGUCGCCGUGGCGAUUGGACUCAUCAUCUGGGGCUCAGUGUCCAAUGUGUUUUAGACGUGUUCACUCCCUCUAAGACGAUCCCUUUGGUUCUGGAGUGAGGCACAGUUCACUGGACUCUCCUCUGGACUCUGGACUCUCCUCUGGACUCUUCUCUGGACUCUUCUCUGGACUCUGGACCCUUCUCUGGACUCUUCUCUGGACUCUCCUCUGGACUCUCCUCUGGACUCUUCUCUGGACUCUUCUCUGGACUCUUCUCUGGACUCUUCUCUGGACUCUGGACUCUGGACUCUGGACCCUUCUCUGGACUCUCCUUUGGACUCUUCUCUGGACCCUUCUCUGGACCCUUCUCUGGACUCUUCUCUGGACUCUUCUCUGGACUCUGGACUCUGGACUCUCCUCUGGACUCUGGACUCUGGACUCUUCUCUGGACUCUGGACUCUGGACUCUUCUCUGGACUCUGGACCCUUCUCUGGACUCUGGACUCUUCGCUGGACUCUUCUCUGGACUCUUCUCUGGACUCUGGACUCUGGACUCUCCUCUGGACUCUGGACUCUCCUCUGGACUCUGGACUCUGGACUCUUCUCUGGACUCUGGACUCUUCUCUGGACUUUGGACUCUGGACUCUUCUCUGGACUUUGGACUCUGGACUCUUCUCUGGACUCUUCUCUGGACUCUGGACUCUGGACUCUUCUCUGGACUCUGGACUCUGGACUCUUCUCUGGACUCUGGACUCUGGACCCUUCUCUGGACUCUGGACUCUCCUCUGGACUCUUCUCUGGACUCUUCUCUGGACUCUCCUCUGGACUCUUCUCUGGACUCUUCUCUGGACUCUUCUCUGGACUCUGGACUCUGGACUCUUCUCUGGACUCUUCUCUGGACUCUCCUCUGGACUCUGGACUCUUCUCUGGACUCUGGACUCUUCUCUGGACUCUCCUCUGGACUCUUCUCUGGACUCUGGACUCUUCUCUGGACUCUCCUCUGGACUCUUCUCUGGACUCUUCUCUGGACUCUUCUCUGGACUUUGUCCCAAAAUGAAACUUGGCACAAGCCAAACUGAUGUCACUUAUGUUCAGAGUCACCAGCCGCCCACAUAAACACACUUCAACUUUUGGCUCCGCCCAAACAACAAUGCUGCUCUGUGAUUGGUCCAAUCCAUCUGCUGCUCUGUGAUUGGAUGAGCUCAAACGCAGACAUAGGAGAGAUGAAGAUGAAGAUGAAGAGCUCGUGUCACACAAACAGAACAGAUCUGAACAGGUCUGGAUCAGGAGAACAGUCAGGGUUUGGGUCGAGGUCAAGGUCGAGGUUGUGGUUGUGGUUGUGGUGGUUGUGGUGGUUGUGGUGGUUGUGGUGGUUGUGGUUGUGGUGGUUGUGGUUGUGGUUGUGGUUGUGGUGGUGGUUGCAGUCGAACAAUCAGGGUUAGCGUUAGCGUUAGCCUUAACCUCUGACCCAAACCGUCAGGGGAGCGUGAGGAUCUUCUCUUGUGAUUUCACUCGUGGUUUUAUAAAUACAUGUUCAUUAAGACCAUAGGUUUUUCGGCGCCAUCUUGUGGCUGUAGAAUCGUGUUUUCAUUGUUGUGACGUUUGAAUAAAUUCUGUGUGAUUUUUACAGGUCUAUGAAACUAUUAUUUUUAUUGCACUGUUACUGAAACAUUAAUCUAACUCUAAUCUUUAUAGUGUUUUUAAUCUUUAAAACGUUUAUAAUCUUUAUAAAUUCACUCUUAUUUAUCGUUUGCAUCACAUCGAGUUACUGUAAAUUAAAGAUUAUUGAAGUAGCAUUUUUCUAUUGAUGAAGUUCAACUUUAAACUUUACUGUAAAAGUUCAUGUUAAAACUAUUUAAAUAUGUUUCUGUCCUAAUGUUUCUUCAUCUCAAACCGGACCAGGUCCUGGUCCAGUCCUGGUCCAGUCCUGGUCCUGGUUCAGUCUUUUUUAAAGUUUUAAUGUAUGAAUAUAAAUAAAAAAAAUUAAUUUCC